UCUGCCUAUUACUGGCCGCCGCUCAAGCCUUCUGAUUGGCUGGCCCACUGUCUCCCUCAGUGCUGCAGUUUCCUCCCGCAGUGGAUGGAUCGCAGAACGUCGAUUGCUGCUGCUGUUUACGGCCACGCCUAUAGGGGGCGGGGCUAUCGGCUCGGCGUUCUCUGCCGGCGAUUGAGUCCGCCUGGCAAGGUAAAAUGGCGGAUGGUGCUAUUAGGUGCUGAGGAGACCGGACAGAAGAGGCAGACGGGGGUAAUGUUGGGUAUGAACAAUGAAAUCUCCGUCAGUAACACGUCCUAUGCGUCUGUAUGUCCGGAUCGUGUGCACAUGUGGGCUGUAGGCUGCUGUAUAGAUAGGGGGCUGCAGCUGCCCGUGUUCCGCCUGGCCGGGCGACAUCAUCCCCCAAGGACUGGACGCAAAUGAGAAUGGAAGAAAUGUCUCUGUCUGGCCUGGAUAACAGUAAACUGGAGGCUCUUGCUCAUGACAUAUACACAGAUCUAGUAGAGGACACGUGUCUGGGGCUGAGUUUUGAGGUCCACAGAGCUGUCAAGUGUGGAUACUUCUUACUUGAUGAGACAGACCCUGAAAGUAUGAAGGAUUUUGAAAUCAUAGACCAACCUGGUGUGGACAUCUUUGGUCAGGUCUAUAAUCAGUGGAAGAGCAAAGAAUGCGUAUGCCCCAAUUGUAAUCGCAGUAUAGCAGCCUCCCGCUUCGCCCCCCACCUUGAAAAAUGUUUAGGCAUGGGCAGGAACAGCAGCCGUAUUGCUAAUCGACGGAUUGCAAGUAGCAACAAUAUGAAUAAGUCAGAGAGCGACCAAGAAGACAACGACGACGUCAAUGAUAAUGACUGGUCUUAUGGAUCAGAGAAGAAAGGUGCGUUUAGUCAGUCUGGAGCAAAAAAGAGAAAAUCAGAAAAGAAUCCAAAUUCUCCACGGAGAUCAAAAUCUAUAAAACACAAAAACGGAGACAUCUCUGUAAACCCAGACCCCUUUAAGCAGUACAGUAACAAUUCAGGAAUUAGUUACGAAAAUCUGGGUCCAGAAGAAUUGCAUACGCUUCUAACCACGCAAUGUGGUGUAAUAUCUGAGCAUACCAAGAAGAUGUGCACCAGGUCUCUACGCUGCCCCCAACACACUGAUGACCAGCGGAGGUCAGUCAGGGUUUACCUCCUCGGAUCCUCAGCCUCUUUACCAGAGCCUGAUGGCAGCACGGACAACGACAGCUUCGACAUAGUGGAAGGACAGGCGUUGAUGAGUAGAUUGCCGUGGGAUGGAUCAUCUGAUAUCUCUCCGUCUGAUUCUGCCUCCUCCAAAGCCAGUACAAAUAACUCCGACACAAGGAAACCCAAAAAGAAAAAGCCAAGUCACAUCAACAUGAGUGCAGGCGGAGCCAGCAAAAAGAAAAAACCCAAAGGCCCCGCACCACUAACGCCGGGAAUGUACAGUGAACUCAACUGAGCGUAAGACGUUGUGGUGUCAUGGAUCCAAUGGCUGUGGGCCUUUUUCUACAUGGGCUGUUACCUCUGCCUGCUUAGCCCACUGGCUGCAAAUGGUUAAUACCAGGCUCCCCUCUAACCCCAUGUGAAUUAACCCUCUACUGUGAAAAAAGAAAAAAACAAAUCCUGUCCUAUAUCCAAGGUAAACGUAAUGCCUUAUGCGAGGCAGCGCACUCCUUUCCACCAUUUCUGGCGUGUCUGUUUGCUGCCAUGUUCUGUAUGCUGCAUCUGUGCUGCCUGGCUGAUGUCAUGUGUGAUGUCAGAACUAUAAUGGGAGGAGCUUCUGAGAGGUGGGGGGGGGGGACUUGAAAACCGAGGAGAGGUCUACAUUAAGAUGAACAUUUUACCUAAUCAUGAAGUGUUAGACCCCUGCUGCUGAGUUGAACGGAGACUCGGGGUCUUGCAGUGGAUGAAGUGGACCGUGCAUUACACAACGGGACUCCGGCUCUCAUCUCUGGAAAGUGAGACAGUAAACUUGAAGAUUUUCCAAAAAAAAAAAGAGAAAAAAAAAACAAAAAAAAUAAAAAACCAUGUGUGACCUCAUCACUUCUGAGAAGGAAGUGCUAUAGGUGUUUGGGUGCGGGCCCCCCACACAACCCCAAGGGGCGACUAAGUAAGUGUUUCUGCCCCUGGCGGAUGAAGGGUAAAAAGAUAUCUUGCACGUAUUAAAAAUUCACACUAAGUAUUUCCUUGUAAGCAGAUCUGCUUCAUUGUAAAUGUGUAUAUAUGUGUAUAGCGGGAGCGUCCUUCACAUCGAUGUAAGGGCCACAGGGACUUUGUGACAGCUGCAGCUUUGUUCCCCGGUUGAAGGAAGUGCGUGUCAGGUGACGGUAGGAGAUUAUAUUGCACUUGUAUUCAGUGUUGUUCAGAGAGAGAGAGAGCGCCCCCUAUGCUUGGGCCUGGUGGGGAAUCGUGUGUAAGCUGCUACCAUUGUGCUGCCGGAGAUUUUAUGAAUCGAAAAAUCAUGUCAUUAGAAGACGGCUGAGAUGUCGUGACAGUGGUGAUACUACAACUCCCAGCAUGACUUGACUGCUGCAGGCAGCUUGUCUUGGGGGGGGGGGGUGUCCUCUGCUUUAUUAGAAGGGUCGAUUCUUCCUGGGACUCUGUAAAUUGCGAAGAAUCCUGGCAGUGAUUAAAGGGGUAUUCCAGGCAAAACCUUAUUUUAUAUAUAAUCAACUGGCUCCGGAAAGUUAAACAGA
Hyla sarda is the source of this 2691-nucleotide messenger RNA. It is a transcript of the gene ATXN7L3, whose product is annotated as ataxin 7 like 3. The record is from RefSeq and is a predicted model, not a curated record. Lineage: Eukaryota; Metazoa; Chordata; Amphibia; Anura; Hylidae. Gene Ontology annotation, biological process: positive regulation of DNA-templated transcription; regulation of transcription by RNA polymerase II. Gene Ontology annotation, cellular component: SAGA complex; DUBm complex. The transcript is spliced from 12 exons. The coding region runs from base 417 to 1454 and encodes 345 amino acids. Gene Ontology annotation, molecular function: transcription coactivator activity.